CUCUUCCUCCACGCAUUCCCUGAUCUCUUUCCAUCCUCGGCUCCGCUCCCGCCCCUCCGGGACAGCCUCUCUUCUCUUUCCUAAUCUGCUGCCUGCGGAGCCCGAGCCUGCCCCGGCCCAGGUGGGACACAGAACUUCUGCUCCAGGAUGUUGACGAACUUGCUGUCCCUGCUGCUGCUGCUGCUGCUGCUGCCUGGCUGCGCCUUUUGUAACCAGGAAGAUGGCUCCCAAGGCCUGCAUAUGCUCCAGAUCUCCUACUUCCGAGACCCCGAACACGUGAGACAUCAGGGCAACGCCUCCCUGGGGAAACUCCUGACACACACACUGGAAGGCACGGCCAACAAUGUCACCAUCCUCCAGCUGCAACCCUGGCAGGAUCCCGAGAGCUGGAAUAACACAGAGAAGGGGCUGCAGCUCUACCUGUCUCAAUUCCACAGCCUGGUGCAGCUGGUGUAUCGCGAGCGCAAGAGCAGCGUAGUCUUUCCCCUCACAGUCACUUGCUCCCUGGGCUGCGAGCUGCCAGAGGAAAACUCUGAAGCCCAAGUCUUCUUCGAUGUGGCCGUGAAUGGGAACCCCUUUGUAAGCUUCCAGCCAAAAGACGCCCUGUGGGUGUCAAGCUCCAAGGAGUCCUCCGAAGCAAUCACCUUCACCCUGAAGCAGCUUAACGCCUACAAUCGAACUCGGUACGAACUGCAGGAAUUUCUUCAGGACACGUGUGUGCGAUAUGUGGAGAACCAUAUCAACACACAAAACAUGAAAGGAAGCCAAACAGGCCGCUCUUACACAUCACUUGUCCUGGGCAUCCUGGUGGGCUGUUUCAUAAUUGCUGGUGUGGCUGUGGGCAUCUUCCUGUGCACAGGUGGACGGCGCUGCUGAUCACUAUCCAGUCCCCUCGGAGAAAGAGGUGGACUGAUGGGGGGCUGGUAAGGGAAGGUCACAUCUCAUAUGAAGCCAAACAGACUCCCCCAGUGGGUCACCGCAUCUCAGGAGGUUUAGAGCAACAACUCCCCUUUUCUCCCGCAUCUGCAAACCAGGAGUUUGAGGAAGGGAUGUAAGGAGGGUUUGAAGAUGAAGCAACUUGAGAGCGUGCAUGCUUUAAGUGGUCUGAGAAGGGGUGCCUAGCUGUGGAAAUCAGACGAUAGACUUGGGGUGUCCGUGACCGCUCUGCAAAGGCAGAUUCACUAUAGGCAGACCAAACAUCUAAAUAAAUAAAAUGAGGCGCCUGUAACCACAUUUAAUGUGUCCAGGUGUGUCCAACUUGGGAAGGGACACUGGUCUGAAAGAACCAGGGAAGUGUCAUAAUUGUAAGAUCAAACAAUAUGGGAGAAUGAGUUAAUAGCUAAUUAAAUAUUAAACUUCUUAUUUAUGUAAAAG
Messenger RNA from Microtus ochrogaster (prairie vole), 1374 nucleotides. RefSeq names its product protein C receptor (gene Procr). Lineage: Eukaryota; Metazoa; Chordata; Mammalia; Rodentia; Cricetidae. Gene Ontology annotation, molecular function: signaling receptor activity. The record is from RefSeq and is a predicted model, not a curated record. Gene Ontology annotation, biological process: negative regulation of coagulation.